AUCACAGAAGAGAGAGAGAGAAAGAGAAAGAGAAAGAGAAAGAGAGGAGAUGGAGCAGACAAAGAAAGAAGAAUCGGAGAAGAAGUUGGAAGGAUUGCCAAUUGAGAGCAGUCCAUACACCCAAUACAAAGAUCUCGAGGAUUACAAACAACAAGCCUACGGCACUCAGGGUCACCAGCAACCCCAACCUGGCCGUGGCGCCGCCGCUUCCACCGAUGCCCCCACCGUCGCCGGCGGCACCACUGCUGACCCAUCCUCUAAAGACCAGCUUUCCACCUCUUAAUUAAAGUGUUUCCAUCCAUCCAUCCAUCUAGAAACUAGGGCUAGGCAACUACCAACCAAGCACCAAGUUCAAAUAUUGUGUGUUGUCAAUUAUGUGAUCUUCCUUAAUUAAUCUUGUUGUCUUGUUUCUGUCUAUUAAUAAAUUUGGACAUGGAUCUUAAUUUGCCAGCCA
This is a messenger RNA of Impatiens glandulifera, 454 nucleotides long. RefSeq lists its product as uncharacterized. Bases 50 to 283 code for a protein of 77 amino acids. The record is from RefSeq and is a predicted model, not a curated record. The transcript has a single exon. NCBI's taxonomy places the organism in Eukaryota, Viridiplantae, Streptophyta, Magnoliopsida, Ericales, Balsaminaceae.